Jaculus jaculus (lesser Egyptian jerboa) is the source of this 3423-nucleotide messenger RNA. RefSeq names its product protein phosphatase 6 catalytic subunit (gene Ppp6c). The coding region runs from base 106 to 1023 and encodes 305 amino acids. The record is from RefSeq and is a predicted model, not a curated record. NCBI's taxonomy places the organism in Eukaryota, Metazoa, Chordata, Mammalia, Rodentia, Dipodidae. Gene Ontology annotation, cellular component: cytoplasm. The transcript has 7 exons. Gene Ontology annotation, molecular function: protein serine/threonine phosphatase activity. Gene Ontology annotation, biological process: peptidyl-serine dephosphorylation; G1/S transition of mitotic cell cycle.
UAGCCAGAGUUCCGGCUCCGGCCUCAGCCGCUUCCUCCGCUACUAUCGCCGCUACUACCGCCUCCGCUGCUGUCGCCGCCGCUGCUGCGGUUUGUUAUUUCUAAAAUGGCGCCGCUGGAUCUGGACAAGUAUGUGGAGAUAGCGCGGCUGUGCAAGUACCUUCCCGAGAACGACCUGAAGCGGCUCUGUGACUAUGUUUGUGACCUUCUCUUGGAAGAGUCGAAUGUUCAGCCAGUAUCAACACCAGUAACAGUGUGUGGGGACAUACAUGGACAGUUUUAUGACCUUUGUGAACUAUUCAGAACUGGAGGUCAGGUUCCUGACACAAACUACAUAUUUAUGGGUGAUUUUGUAGACAGAGGAUACUAUAGUUUGGAGACCUUCACUUACCUUCUUGCACUAAAGGCUAAAUGGCCUGAUCGUAUUACACUUUUACGAGGAAAUCACGAGAGUAGACAGAUAACACAGGUGUACGGAUUUUAUGAUGAGUGCCAAACCAAAUAUGGAAAUGCUAAUGCCUGGAGAUACUGUACCAAAGUUUUUGACAUGCUCACAGUAGCAGCUUUAAUAGAUGAGCAGAUUUUGUGUGUUCAUGGUGGCUUAUCUCCUGAUAUCAAAACACUGGAUCAAAUUCGAACCAUUGAACGGAAUCAAGAGAUUCCUCACAAAGGAGCAUUUUGUGACCUGGUUUGGUCAGAUCCUGAAGAUGUGGAUACUUGGGCCAUUAGUCCCCGAGGGGCAGGUUGGCUUUUUGGAGCAAAAGUCACAAAUGAGUUUGUUCAUAUCAACAACUUAAAACUCAUCUGCAGAGCACACCAGCUUGUGCACGAAGGCUAUAAGUUUAUGUUUGAUGAGAAGCUGGUUACAGUGUGGUCUGCUCCUAAUUACUGCUAUCGCUGUGGAAACAUUGCUUCUAUCAUGGUCUUCAAAGAUGUCAAUACCAGAGAACCAAAGUUAUUUCGGGCAGUUCCAGAUUCAGAACGUGUUAUUCCUCCCAGAACGACGACGCCGUAUUUCCUUUGAGGCCUUCACCAUCCUGCUGGCCCAUUUUUUUGCCCUCUUACCCCAACUUUCUUGUAUUAUCCUCUACAAUAUACUUUUUAUUGAGCACUUUGCUGCUGAAAUGCUGCCUCUUGCCUUUUUUUUUAAUUUUAAAUUAUCUAAAUUUAUUGUUUGUUAUGGUGUCUGUAGCUAUGUUUUCCUAUCAGUUUUGUCACUCAUCCCAUCCCCACCUUGGACUCAUUUGAGAAGACUUGAGAAAUGUCUUAAUACUCACACUGCUGCAUGUAGCUCUUGCUUAUUUACUGGUCUGGGGAGACAGGAUGUUUCCUUUUUUAAAAAGCCAAUUGACAACCACAAUGAAAUACUCCUCCUUUUGUAUCAUUCAGCCUUGUGUUUUAGUUCGGUAAGUUUUAAGAAAUUUCAGCAGCAAAGUUGUUACUCAGUGGGCGCAAUGGACUACAGACGCCUCAAGUUAUGUACUCCUGUCCCAGCUGUCAACCCCACUGUCCUUUGUCGGAUGAUAUUUUAAAAGGAUAUAAAAUAAAUUGGUCUAAAGGGCUGCCCUCCUUGUUGUGUUUUUAAAUUUUAGUUAAAAUCUGCUAUAGCUUAUGACUUUGUACAUGAAAAUAAUUGUAUUGGUCUUUUUUCAGAUUUCUUGUAUUUUUUAAUAAAGUAAUCUUAAAACCCAGAUAGGUUAAGUGUUAGAAAUUUAAGCAGCUUAUAUUGUUUUUCUCCCCUCCUCCCCAUUAGAGUUCUUGACCCUUUGGUUAUUGAGUCUAAAACUUCAAUUGAAAUUCAAUAGUAUUUAUUUUUAAAAGAAAAUCACUGAACUGUGCCUAAAGAACAUAACUGCCAUAUUAAUGUUUUGGUUUAUAUCCUCUAUAGUAAUAGGAAAACAUUUGAUACUUGUAAUGCUGAUGUGUUCAUUUGAUACCAGUUGAAUAGAAUGUGAUUGAUCCAGUUUACAAUCUAUCAUGAAUAUCAUUAAGUGAAAGCAUAUGUAAUUUUCAAUAGGAAUAAUAAUUCUCUUGCUGUAAUGCUCAACCUUAACUUUUACAAAGUGUUCAGUUUUAAACUGCAACUAGAAAGGUUGAAAAAAUCAGGACCCUUGUAUUUGUGAACUGUAUUCUGAAGUGGAUUAUAUAGUAUGUGGAAAGAGGCAGACUGUCCUUUUUUUUGUAAAGGUCUGUGAUACCAUGUUUCAGCUUUGUACAAGUAAUUUGAAUAUCUAAAAUGUGUGAUGAUCAGUUCUUGAUAUGCAACUGUCCACUUAAUAAGGACAAGUGUUCUACUAUCCCUUAAGACUGUGGUCAUAAGUAAUGUUGGAAUAUACCAUUUUGUGAAGUAGUUGGUAUCCUCUUUACUACUAUAAUUCUUUUUUUUGUCAUCCCAGGAAGUUUUGUGUAAAGCCAGCUAAUUAAUAAAGCACUUUAGCAUUUGUUCAGGUAGUUUUAAAAACCAACCUUCCCCUUCAGGAUAAGAACUUCCAGGUUACCUAAAAAUGCAAUAAAAAUCUUUAUAGUCUAAGCUUCUUGGCAAAUAAUUUUUUUCAUCAGGGUUUUCUGUUACAGAAUGAGCACAAUACCAUUUUCAUUUUCCCCAACCACUCAGCUCCUUGUACAGUUUCUGAUUGUAUAGUUCUAUGAAAGAAGCGGCUGAGACAUUUGCUGCAAACACUUGAACUAAUGAUGGGUCAGUAGCUUUGUGUGACUGCCCUAACCCCAGUGUAAUUCAGGUGGAAAGGUAUUUUUAUCUUACAGGAAUAAGUUGCUAUGUAUUUUACUAAUUGUGAAACACUGGAAUUAAUGAUGCAGACAACUUGGUGUGGUCUUGGAAUAGCUCUCUGCAGUAUUUCUUUUUCCUGUUACCAUAAAUUGUAUUUCACUACUUUAUUACAAGUUGUACCAAUAAAAUUGAUAUUCCUCAGUCCUCCAUUUCCAUUUAACACUCCUUAGCUUAGGUAAUGUAGUUGUUUCCAUUCUCCCUGUAAUGUGACUUUCAAUUUUAAGUCAUGGUGUAUUGCAUUUGUGUUUCACUAGCUGGGCAUGUGCCAAUAAUACUCUGUCCAUAACUGCCAUCUCUGUUUCACCUGUGUUUUCUUUAAUUGGAUAAUGGCUUUUUGCAUGGGAAAAUAGUUUUUACUAUUAGACAUGUUAAGAGAAGAGAGAGUGAAUGUAUUGGACUUUGUAAGCCUAAAAGAAAUAUUUGGAUCCCUCUAAUAAAUAAGGGCUAUAUAUUAUAUAGAGUAAUUGUGUGGUGGGAGGUAACUUGCAAGUCAUAGAUUUGUAGGCAAGGGAAUCUGUUACGCAUUGUUUCUAGGCUGAAUGUAAAAUCCCUUAUAUUGUACUGAUGGGGCUAAGAACUAUUUUUAUUUGCCUAUGAUAUACUUGGUUUCUAAUAAAAUGUCCCAGGCUCUAGUGA